GCAUCACUAUGAACUUCGGCGGAAUGAUGGGCGGCGGCGCGCCCGCGCCCCAGCAGCCGUCGCAGCAGUCGCAGCUCAUGAUGGCCAAGGUGGAGAUGGCCUCCUACGCGGACCUGUUCGAGCGCAUGUCGCGCGUGUGCUUCCAGAAGUGCAAGUUCAAGUACAACGACGGCCAGCUCAACGUGGGCGAGAUGAGCUGCAUCGACCGCUGCGCCGGCAAGUACAUGCAGGCCUACAGCUCGCUGGGCGUCAAGAUGGCGCAGGUGGAGAAGGAGAUCAUGGACCAGGCGGCCGCGGGCGCCGGCGUGCAGCAGUAGAGCACGUAUCCACCCACCCAGUGACCCACCCACCCAGACAGGAGAUAAAGGAGACCAAAACAAUUGUGUGGAGAAAGAUUC
This is a messenger RNA of Phytophthora sojae, 398 nucleotides long. RefSeq lists its product as hypothetical. Gene Ontology annotation, biological process: protein insertion into mitochondrial inner membrane. The transcript has a single exon. Bases 9 to 317 code for a protein of 102 amino acids. Lineage: Eukaryota; Oomycota; Peronosporomycetes; Peronosporales; Peronosporaceae. The record is from RefSeq and is a predicted model, not a curated record. Gene Ontology annotation, cellular component: mitochondrial inner membrane.